This is a messenger RNA of Zootermopsis nevadensis, 3335 nucleotides long. RefSeq names its product calcyphosin-like protein. Gene Ontology annotation, molecular function: calcium ion binding. Lineage: Eukaryota; Metazoa; Arthropoda; Insecta; Blattodea; Termopsidae. The record is from RefSeq and is a predicted model, not a curated record.
AACGUCGAGCCGUCGUCAGGGGUAGGAACGACCCACGUAGCUUAGUUCAUCUGCCGAUGAAUGUGAGACUGGUUGCAUAACUACUAUACUCGCAUGUGGCACAAUGUCGACCGUGUUUCAGUGCAAAGUGUUUCUGAUAUGAGCACACAAUGAAGCAGUUUGGAUAUUCUCAGUGAUAACUCUUCCUGCCAUUUCUGUUGAAAUUCUGCAGUGUUCAGUUGAUAAUAACAUGAUGCCUAAAAGACAACAGAUUACGUCACAUAGAAUGUACAACAGGCCACAGUCGGCAAAUGCGCGCCAGGAAGCCGAAAUGGUAGACAAGGCGAAACGGCAGAUGACAAUGGUCAAAGAUCCAGUGGAGAAGCUUCGUCUUUUAUGUCUGUCUCGAGGGACAACGGGUAUCAUGGGACUUGGCAGGAUAUUUCGACGUAUGGACGAUGACGGCAACAAGGCGCUGAAUCUGGAAGAAUUCGCGGAAGGAAUGAACGACACGGGAAUGGAACUGGACGAAGGGGAGACAAAGGAACUGUUUGAGCGUUUCGACAAGGACGGGAACGGUAGCAUAGACAUGGACGAGUUCCUUCUAGCCAUUAGGCCUCCAAUGUCCAACUCACGACUGAAAGUGAUCAGUGAUGCUUUUAAGAAGUUGGACAAAACUGGAGAUGGAGUGAUUACUAUAGACGACCUCAAAGGGGUGUACUCUGUUAAGAUGAAUCCUCGGUACAUGAGCGGGGAGGAGACAGAGGAGCAGAUUCUUAACAAGUUCCUCAACAAUUUCGAGAAGGACGAGAUUACCAGAGAUGGCAAGGUGACGCAGGAGGAAUUCCUCAACUAUUACGCUGGAAUCAGUGCAUCUAUCGACAAUGACACAUACUUUGACUUGAUGAUGCGUCAGUCAUACAAACUGUAAUUGUCACGUGCUGCAUCGUGAAUCAUGACCGCGUGUGGUAGAAUGGUGACCCAGCGGCCAGACGGCAGCAGUCUUGGAAUACAUACGGCCUGAUAUCAUGAGCAGAGGAAAUUUCUACUCGAAACCAAGUAUUCUCGUCAUCAGGCAUGCUUGUCAGGUUUCGUGGGAUACGUCUCUGGUUUUAUUUACCAAAUGCUUACAUUAAAUUUCUCAUCACAUAUUCUCGAGAGAAUCGUUGAAAUCGGGCUCUAAGACUUUGCGGAGUCCAGCUCUUUUAAACUCUCAGACCACCAGCUCGUUAGUUCCGAAAGCUUUGGCCUCCUGAAACCCCAUGUUUUAACACGUAACACUAAAAGUCCAAUUUAUUUCGUUUGAAUUUUAAGACUCGGAAUGGGUUCUACAUAGAAAUGGGAUGUGUUUUGUGGAAUAUAAUACCAAGUUUCAGUGAGUCAAUUUUUAUUUUUGUAGUCAAGAUUAUCGGUAACGUCACUUUUGAAAAUGUAAGAAUUAUUUCGACAGAAGACCUUAAAAGUUACACGUAUUCAUAAACUAAUCUGUUGCCGAAUUGCAAGAAUUGACUCGAACAUUUUUUAAUAAAGUAAAAAUUAUGCAAAACGUUUAACAAAGACGCAUAGCCAUAUUUACGUUUCAUGCUGUGCCGAUGCGGACCUAUUGAAGUGAUUUAUUUGUGCAAAAUAUUAGUUCCGACAAUAUCAGCCUGUCAGAAAUCAAUAAAUAUUGGAGUAUAGGUAGCCUAAUAAUUUGUCAAUCUUUGCGUUGGUUUCAAUAAAAUAAUAAUAUACAGGCUUCAAAACAUCCAGAUUGCGCACUUGCAUAUUUUGGUGAUAAAAUUUUUAUAAAAACAAAUAUUAAGACAAUUUCUUUUCUCGCUCACAGUAGUUUUAGGAUUCCCAGUUUUAUAAAUAUGCGUUUGUUCAUGCUGAUUUUAUCAAAAACUUAAAAGUUGUUUAACAUUGAAGAAGUCGAAAUCUGGGGUAAAACAUUGUGUAAAAUGAAAAUUAACAAUUUAACUGUCAGCGUUCCUUUUUCAGUAUCAAUGAAUUUGCGGAGAAAAAUAUAAUCACUCCAACUUUUUCACAAUAAUUAUCUGCAUCAGAAUACUGCAAAUGUGCUUAUACCUGACAAUAUUCCACUCAUCUGCGAAGUUAUUUAAUGUUUUUUAAUAGUGUUUAAGCCUUUCUUUCUCUGUUAGUAAAAUAUUAGUUCAAAUACUGGGUCAGGCUGUCAGUCUGUUUCAGUCACGUUUAAACAUGUUUAGUCUUGAUAUAAAAUUUUUACAAACUUUUGACUGUGUAGGUUGCGCCUAUUUAUAGCCCAAUAAAAAUUUGUAAUUACAUAGGAAAAUGAAAGGGAAAUACAAAAUUUAUUUAACAUAUAAAUGUUAAUUAACGAAAAGACAAACAUCAGAACGGUUUAACACAUUUGUUUUUCAGUACUUUCUGGAAUUUUACUAGUUAGGAAAACAGCUGCUCUGUUCUUGACUCUUCGAAACACGUAACUUAGUUUUAAUGACAUUCGGAAUAAUUUCUUAUGUUCACCACAGAUUGGAUUCUCAUAUUUUGCAGAAAAUUGUUUCACAUUUCUGCCCUUCGCCCUUAGACAUUCUUUACAUCCUUGUUGGCCUUGUUCUGUGUUGUUACUGCCAGUCUCUGUAAUCUCAUCUUAAUAAUCUUCUACAUUAUAAAUUUUUACUAGUCUACAACUUUUAUUCCACCAAACGUCGUAGUUUUAUUGUUGGUUGGAUGUCCCGGGUUCAAAUCUCGGCCUGCAGACCGACUAUCCUGACUGAGGUUUUUCGUGGUUUUCCUCAGCACCUCUAGGAUAUUACCUUAAAUUACGCCACUGCCGAUUCCAUCCAUAUCCGUUUCGAUUUAUUAUUCGCCAUCAUCACAUCAGCGAAAGCGUCUUGAAAUAAACUAUAAAUAAACAAUUAACAUUUAGAAUUAACGAGUUAGCCAAGGUAUUUCGACGAAACAAAGAACAGAAAAGGUAGCCGACUUACUGUGCACUUAUAAUAACCUAACUCCAACCGUCCGGAGUUCAAUUAUACAUCAUGCUUUGCAGUUGUUGAAACCCUAAGUAUAUUUUUGAGUGGUUGUUAGCAUUGGAGUGUUUAGUAUUGGAUAUUCCUAAGUGUGUACUGCUUUUACAUCGUCCCUUACCUCCUACAGAUAGAAUACGUCAUAAACGACUUCGCAAUAUACAUAUUACGUAUAUGAAAAUGUCACUUCAGUUAAAAAUUUCCCUUUGUUCACAAACUAGCUGUCAAGAUGGAAGUGUGGUGUAUAGAAUGAGAUGGAUGCGAAGUUUCGUAAAUGUAUUUGUGCUGUAAAAUGAGUGUAUAUAAAAUGAAUGUUUCAUCAGAGAAAAUAAACGUCAUUAUUUAAUUAUGUUUUAACAGCCA